Phycomyces blakesleeanus NRRL 1555(-) is the source of this 950-nucleotide messenger RNA. RefSeq lists its product as hypothetical. Lineage: Eukaryota; Fungi; Mucoromycota; Mucoromycetes; Mucorales; Phycomycetaceae. The coding region runs from base 217 to 795 and encodes 192 amino acids. Gene Ontology annotation, biological process: establishment or maintenance of cell polarity; regulation of cell shape; regulation of actin cytoskeleton organization. Gene Ontology annotation, molecular function: GTPase activity; protein kinase binding; GTP binding. The transcript has 4 exons. Gene Ontology annotation, cellular component: cell cortex; cytoplasmic vesicle; cell projection. The record is from RefSeq and is a predicted model, not a curated record.
CUCCUCCCUUUUGCGCCUUUUGGACACCAUCCCUCUCUCCAACUUUCCCUCUCUUCAUCUCUUCAUCUCUUCUCCCCUUUACCUCCUUUAACCCCACCAGCCCUGGGUUACCCUCAUUAUAUUCAGCUUUUUUCGCAUCUCAGUCGCCUUUAGAGCUUAUAUACGUUUAAUCCUCGACAAGAAUUAUUACAUCCACUCUUGUAAACAAACCGAACUAUGCAGGCUAUCAAAUGUGUUGUUGUUGGUGAUGGUGCUGUUGGUAAGACUUGCUUGCUCAUCUCUUAUACAACCAAUGCCUUCCCGGGCGAAUAUAUCCCGACUGUCUUUGACAAUUACUCGGCUAACGUGAUGGUGGAUGGAAAGCCAAUCAAUUUGGGCUUGUGGGAUACAGCUGGUCAAGAAGACUACGACCGACUCCGCCCUCUUUCUUAUCCACAAACCGAUGUUUUCUUGAUCUGUUUCUCUCUCGUCAGUCCACCUUCAUUUGAGAACGUAAAGACAAAGUGGUACCCUGAAAUCAGCCACCAUGCACCCAAUACACCCAUGAUUCUUGUCGGUACAAAACUUGAUUUACGUGAAGAUCCCGAGACAAUUGCCAAGCUGCGUCAGAAGCAUAUGGCUCCUAUUACUUAUUCCCAAAGUUUGCAGAUGGCAAAAGAUAUCGGUGCAGUGAAGUAUCUUGAAUGUUCAGCCCUGACACAAAAGGGCUUGAAGAACGUGUUCGAUGAGGCCAUUCGCGCUGUGCUCUGUCCCGCCCCACCUCCGAAACGACAGAAGAAGUGCACGAUUUUGUAAAAAAAAUAAAUAUCCCGCCAUUAAACUUUUCUUUCUCUAUAUCUCUCUCUCUCUUUUUCUUUCUUGCUCGCUCACUCACUCUUUCUCUCACUAGCCUUCUCUCCCUUUCUUUUUUUUUUGUUUUGUUUUCAAAAUAAUAUAUUAAUUGCAAUUUG